AUGGCGAAUAAAGUGACAAGAGAUUACACUAAGGACAAAGAACAACUGAAGACUUUCUUCUUGGAGUUCGUGGCAGGAGACGAUAAAACGGGAAACAAAGUUUUUAAAUAUAGGCAGCAGCUUACCAAGAUUGCGCAUCGAGAGCAGAUCAGUUUUGAGAUUGAUUUGGAUGACGUGCAAUCAUUUGAUGAAGACAUAGCCACAUCUGUCGCAAAUAAUACACGGAGAUAUACUAAUAUAGUCUUGGACUUGGUACAAGAGAUGCUGCCAGAUUUCAAAGAGAGAGCUGUUUUACCGAAAGACUCCUUGGAUAUUUACAUGGAACAUCGAUCAAUGAUGCAAGCUCGCAAUAGGCAGCAAAACGAAGCCCAGGAUACCAGGAUUAAAUAUGCUCCUGAAUUAAUGCGUCGUUUUGAAGUGUAUUUCAAAGAUUUUUCUGAUACCAAGGCGUAUUCAGUGAGAGAUAUUAAAGCAGACAAAAUUGGGAAAUUAGUGACGGUCAGAGGUAUCAUUACGAAAACUACCGAAGUAAAGCCGAUGAUCGUCGUGGCUACUUAUACAUGCGAUGAAUGUGGUUCCGAAGUGAGCCAGCCUGUACACUCUUUAAGCUUUAUGCCACUGAGAACGUGCCCGAGCGAUGGCUGCCGCGUCAACAAGUCUGGCGGCAGAUUGUACCUGCAGACGAAGGGUUCGAAAUUCAUCAAAUUUCAGGAAAUAAAAUUGCAGGAGCACAGCGAACAAGUCCCGGUUGGCCACAUUCCGCGAACUUUAACCAUCUUCUGUCGCGGCGAAACAACGAGAAACUGUCUGCCUGGCGAUCAUGUGAUCGUAACCGGUGUGUUCUUGCCCUUCCUGAAGUCCGGUUUCAGCGGCAAGUCAGGACCCGCACUAGCCAGCGAAACUUACCUGGAUGCGCAUAAAGUGGUAUGCCUCAAUAACGUGGAUACGGUGGAUGACAGCAAUGCCGAGUUGACGGAUGAAGAAUUGAGCUUCCUGAUGCAGGAUGAUUUCUACAAUAAACUGGCUUGUUCUCUGGCUCCUGAAAUUUACGGACUUGAAGAUGUGAAAAAGGCGCUGCUGCUGCUCCUCGUUGGUGGAACGGACAAGAAGAAAGGCGACAUUAAAAUUCGAGGCAACAUUAAUAUCUGCUUGAUGGGAGAUCCUGGUGUGGCAAAGUCGCAACUGCUGUCUUAUAUAACACGACUGGCCCCAAGAUCGCAGUAUACCACGGGACGAGGAUCGUCCGGUGUUGGUUUGACCGCUGCUAUAAUGAAGGAUCCUUUAACCGGCCAAAUGGUGCUGGAGGGUGGAGCUUUGGUACUGGCCGAUCAGGGAGUAUGCUGCAUCGAUGAGUUCGAUAAAAUGGCAGACGCGGACAGAACGGCGAUUCACGAGGUGAUGGAGCAGCAGACCAUAUCUAUCGCCAAAGCCGGUAUAAUGGCCCGGUUGAACGCCAGAGUUUCCAUACUGGCUGCUGCCAAUCCAGCGUACGGCAGAUACAAUCCACAGAGGACGGUCGAGCAGAACAUCCAGUUGCCCGCCGCACUGCUCUCGCGAUUUGACCUGUUGUGGCUCAUCCAGGAUCGCGCGGAUCGAAGUAAUGAUCUGAAACUGGCACAGCAUAUCACCUACGUGCAUCAACAUUGCUCGCAACCCCCAACAGAGACGGAAGCUAUAGACAUGAAGUUAAUACGAAAAUACAUAAAGCUGUGUAAAACCAAGCAGCCCGUUGUCUCGGAGGAAUUAACAGAAUAUAUUGUGGAUUCUUAUGUGGAGAUGCGAAAGGAGGCGCGCAACAGCCACGACAAAACGUUUACAUCCGCUCGUAAUCUGUUGGCUAUUCUUCGAUUGGCAACAGCGUUGGCGAGGCUGCGACUGUCAAGCGUGGUCGACAAGGAUGACAUAGCGGAAGCGAACAGAUUGGUAGAGAUGUCCAAGCAUUCGAUCAAUUAUUCGGAGCAACGUACAAAUAAUGCGCCACAGAAUCCGACCAACAGGAUUUUCCAUCUGAUACGCGAACUCGCGGGCAAUAAGAAGACUGUCAAAGUGUCGGAUAUCCUGGAACGGUGCACGAGUAAAGGAUUUAAGCCCGAUCCCGUGUACAAGUGCAUCGAGGAGUACGAAGCGUUGAACGUGUGGCAGGUCAAUCAGACCAGAAGAUUAAUCACAUUCAUAUAAUCUUUUUGAAAGAACCACCGAAAGCAAAGUGCCUGCGAAUUUAUAUUCUUUGUACUUGGAAAGACGUUCCGCUUUGUGAAAAUAAAGAUUUACAUUUUUGUAUUUAAAAUUAUACGUUACGCGACUUUCCCACUUAUAACCAUAAGAAUAUUUUAACUACGAAUAAAAACCAAUUUUUAUAUUUA
Ooceraea biroi (clonal raider ant) is the source of this 2363-nucleotide messenger RNA. It is a transcript of the gene Mcm7, whose product is annotated as minichromosome maintenance 7. Gene Ontology annotation, molecular function: single-stranded DNA helicase activity; ATP hydrolysis activity; ATP binding. Gene Ontology annotation, cellular component: nucleus; MCM complex. The record is from RefSeq and is a predicted model, not a curated record. Gene Ontology annotation, biological process: DNA replication initiation; double-strand break repair via break-induced replication; DNA replication. Lineage: Eukaryota; Metazoa; Arthropoda; Insecta; Hymenoptera; Formicidae.